GUAUCGAACGGUCAUCCUUGACCAACUGCAAAACUUUGAUUAUCAAAAAUGACAAAAGAUUCUGAUCCCACCAUCUCUAGCUCUAGGGUUUCAUCCACAGCGUCUUUCCUAAACCCUCCUCAGUCUUUUCCCUUCACUUCCAUUACCAAUUUCUCUCUCUCCCAUACCAACUGAGCUCCAAAACCAAAACAAACGUAUCUCCCAACUAAAUCCCUCUUCAUCUUCAACCCAACCCAUCUUCUGGGGCAAUCAAACAGAAGCUAAAAUCUUCACAGAAAAGCUUGCAUCUUUGAGCUUAUUAUUUGUAAAUUGUAAGUACCCAUUUCUCUGUCUUUAUUCAUAAACACAAUUUUAUAUAUAUUUUUUUCUUUGCAAGCUUGCUGCUUUUUUAUUCAUUUAGAUACAUAUAGAUAGAUAUUUGUGUGUGUUUUAGAGAGAGAGAGAGAGAGAUUGAAAUUAAAUGGGGAAAUCAGGGGGUAGGAAGAAGAAGGGUAGUGCAAACCAAGUUUCAGGCGAUAAUUCAACUGCAAAUGCUAAUGGUGGUGUUGAUUUGGACUCAUCAAUCUUUUUGAAAAGGGCUCAUGAGCUCAAAGAAGAAGGGAACAAGAGGUUUCAGAAUAAGGACUAUGUGGGUGCUCUUGAGCAGUAUGAUAAUGCUCUUAAACUUACCCCUAAAACCCACCUGGAUAGAGCUGUGUUUCAUAGCAAUAGGGCGGCUUGUUUGAUGCAAAUGAAGCCCAUUGACUAUGAUACUGUGAUUGCUGAGUGUACCAUGGCGCUUCAGGUCCAGCCUCGGUUUGUCCGGGCUCUACUUAGGAGGGCUCGGGCAUUUGAGGCGAUAGGGAAGUAUGAAAUGGCGAUGCAGGAUGUGCAGGUGUUGUUGGGGGCUGAUCCAAAUCAUGGCGAUGCUUUGGAGAUUGCACGAAGGUUGAGGAUGGCAUUGGGUCCUCGCCAGGAUGCACAGCAGGACCUCCAGAGCCGCCCAUCCCCUGCUGCCCUUGGGGCUUCUGCAGUUCGUGGUGCCCCAAUUGCUGGUUUAGGGCCGUGUUUGCCUGCCCGGCCAGUAGGAAAGAAGCCAACUACUACAGCAGGGGGAUCAGUGGUAUCGCUUAAUAAUAAGCCAGAGAGACCCCAAACUGUUCUACCCAAUGAAAAUGGUCCUGAGUCUAAAGCCCAAUUGUCGAAACUUGUGUUGAAGCCUUCAGGUGGCUCUUCAAAGCCUGCUAAUCCAAGCAAGGAUAGCCAGAAGGAACAAUCGUCUUCUUCAUCAGUGUCAUUGCUUACUCAUGGGCAACCUACAGAGGCUGCAAUCCAAUGGAGGCUGUUGAAGCUUGUUUAUGAUCAUGACAUAAGGCUUUCCCAGAUGCCGGUGAAAUGCAGUUUCAGAGUUUUAAGGGAGAUUGUGAGCAAACGGUUUCCAUCAUCAAAGUCAGUUUUGAUCAAGUAUAAGGACAAUGAUGGUGAUUUGGUGACCAUAACCUGUACAGGGGAACUCAGAUUUGCAGAGUCUUGUGUGGAUAGCCUCGUCCCGAAAGACCCUGAAACAGAUAAGGCAGACUCAAUUGGGAUGUUGAGAUUGCACAUUGUGGAGGUGAGUCCUGAGCAGGAGCCACCAUUAUUGGAAGAAGAGGAGGAGAAGGCUAUGGAGAGUGAGGGAAAUAAGGGAGAUGAUAGUGGCUCUAAUUCGUCACUAAGUGAAUCUGUGUUGGAACCUGCUGAUACCAUAAUUGAUAAGCCAGAGAAAGAAGCUCAGAAGGAGAAACCAGGAGCUGCAGAAGAUCCUGAAUGCAAGGAAGUGGAGAUGGAUGAUUGGUUGUUUGAAUUUGCUCAGCUUUUCCGCACCCAUGUUGGUAUUGACCCAGAUGCUCAUAUUGAUUUGCAUGAGCUUGGGAUGGAGCUUUGUUCUGAGGCACUUGAGGAGACGGUGACAAGUGAAGAUGCUCAAGGUCUUUUUGACAAGGCUGCGGCAAAGUUCCAGGAGGUGGCUGCUUUGGCUUUCUUCAAUUGGGGAAAUGUUCAUAUGUGUGCAGCUAGAAAACGCAUUCCCUUAGAUGAAUCUGCUGGAAAGGAUGUAGUGGCAGCACAGCUUCAAACAGCUUAUGACUGGGUUAAGGAAAGAUAUUCUCUGGCCAGAGAGAAGUAUGAGGAGGCACUUCUUAUCAAACCUGAUUUUUAUGAGGGAUUGCUUGCUCUGGGGCAGCAGCAAUUUGAAAUGGCCAAGCUUCAUUGGUCAUUUGCACUUGCUAAGAAAAUAGAUCUCUCAAGCUGGGAUUCUGCAGAAACGCUCAACCUUUUUGAUAGUGCCGAGGAAAAGAUGAAGGCUGCAACUGAGAUGUGGGAAAAGCUUGAGGAGCAGAGAGCAAAAGAGCUAAAAGAUCCAAGUGCAAGCAAGAAGGAAGAGUUAUCAAAAAGAAGAAAGAAACAAGGAAGUAAUACUGAAGGUGAGCCCUCUAGCCUUGGCAGUCAGGGUGAAAUUUCAGCAGAUGAAGCAGCAGAACAAGCAGCUGUGAUGAGAUCACAGAUACAUCUCUUCUGGGGUAACAUGCUUUUUGAGCGAUCUCAAGUCGAGUGCAAACUAGGGCUGGGGGGUUGGAAGAAAAACCUGGAUGCUGCUGUUGAACGCUUUAAGCUUGCUGGAGCUUCUGAGGCUGACAUUUCGAUGGUUCUGAAGAACCACUGCUCUAAUGGAGAUGCAUUGGAAGGAGGUGAGAAAAAGGUUGCAAAGUCAGACACAGAUGUGACUCAUGAAGUUAAGAGUGAUGUGGUUGAUCAAGAAUCAGGAAAGUGAUAUGGAUUGAUAUCAUAUACCUGCAUCACAGCUUGCCUUCAAGUAUCUCAUCAAUCAUGAUCAUGAACUAGAGAAAGGAUGUGAUUUUUUCUUAUUGAAAUGGUGGCUAUCUAGAAAUCUUUCCUUUUGGUACUGACAAAUCAGGUGCCAUCCUUAAGCAGCCGUUUACUCAAAAGAUUUUGUGCUUUCAGUUCUCCAUGCUGAUUUUCAAGGUGAAAUUUUCUAAAACAUUGUUUGAAUACGGAUGAGUUUUCAAUAAACUAUUUCAUUUGCUUAGGGUAUGAUUCUGGCCUUGCCAUUCUGAGUGCCAAUUUUGUCUAGAUCAUUGUUUGGACUUUUUUCAUUUGUUAUAUUUCAUAAUUUGUUUUCAUCAA
Molecule: messenger RNA, 3162 nt
Organism: Quercus robur (English oak)
Lineage: Eukaryota; Viridiplantae; Streptophyta; Magnoliopsida; Fagales; Fagaceae
Product: protein CLMP1
Exons: 1
Coding region: 461-2788 (775 amino acids)
Molecular function (GO): protein binding
Source: RefSeq, a predicted model, not a curated record